AUGUGCUCCAUUGCUGUUGAGAACGUCUUUGGUCCAACGGUGGCCCCAGACUGUCGCAAUGGGUUCGACUUUACACUCUUGUUCGAAGAAGCCUUCUUUUGCAUUGCUCCCUGCAGUGUUUUCUUACUGGUUUUGCCCAUGCAAUUGUGCUGCCGGGUCACUCAGAAGCCCCAGCGAUCCACUACGGAUGGUCUUCUCUACUGGAAACUGUUAGCCCAUCUGGUCUCCACCAUUAUUAAGACCACUCUCUUCAUCCUCCUGGUCGUGCCAGGGCUCCAUGUCCCUAAGACACGUGCAACAAUUGCUGCCGCAGUCCUCAGUGCAGUAACCUCUAUCGCCGUGAUGAGCAUAUCGUAUUGGCAACAUUACCGAUCACUGAGACCGUCUACCCUGCUUACGCUAUUUCUGGCCCUUUCUCUCCCUCUGGAUGCGGUUCGCGCUAGAACAAUAUGGGCAGUCCAGACAAGGCCACUCUUCAUUGUAUUUGUGGUUGGCCUCGCAUCGGAUCUCCUGAAGCUCAUGCUGGAAUCUCGAGAAACGAGAAGAUAUCAUCCCGAUACUAAGAAAAAAUUAUCCGGCGAGACGACCGCCAAUGUCUUUAAUCGAAGCCUGUUUUGGUGGCUCAAUCCGCUACUGAUUCACGGCUUCAAACAGGUCUUGGAAGUCGAGAAACUGGCAGCCAUCGAUGACCUUGUCAACAAUGAUGCAGAUGGAGACAGAUUUGCUCAAAAAUGGGAUACUGUCAAAGUCAAAUCGCCCUGGGCUCUGAUCACCCUGUUGGUCUUUCACCAUCGGUGGGCCAUUUUUGCCGCAGUUCUGCCUCGAUUAUGUCUGACUGGCUUUACCUUCGCACAGCCAUUCCUCUUGACUCGAACGGUGAACUUUAUCACGGAACCAGAUCAAAAAUUGACAAAUAAUUACGGCUUCGGUCUCAUUGUGGCGACAGUUCUCAUCUAUAUCGGUCUCGCCAUCACAACAGCGAACAACCAGCACAAAACUUAUCGGCUAAUCACGAUGAUCCGCAGCAGCCUCGUUCCGCUCAUGUAUCGUCAGACUCUGCGUCUGGACGUGGCCGCUGUGCGGGACUCAGCUGCAUUGACCCUCAUGAGCGUGGAUAUCGAGCGUAUAAGUUCGGGGUUGCGGUACUUGCACGAGAUCUGGGCUAGCCCUAUCGAUGUCGGCCUGGCCCUUUGGUUGUUACAACGGCAGCUCGGUGUCGCAGCGGUGGCACCUGCGGGUAUCUUCAUCAUAUGUAGCGUGGUUGGCCUUGUUGUGGCAAGCACCAUGGGAUCGCGCCAGCGGCGGUGGCUGGAAGCCAUCCAGAAAAGAGUUCAAGUGACUUCGGAGAUGUUGAGGAACAUGAAAGAAAUCCGUCUGAGUGGAUUGCAACAUCCCAUGGCUCAAAAACUCCAACGCUUACGCUCAGGGGAAAUUUCAGAAUCUCGACCAUUUAAGAAAGCGUUGGUUCUUAUCGUAACACUAUCUUUUACCACCGCUGCCUCGGGACCAUUGUUGGCCUUCACUACGUACACUCUCUUGGCCAUACGCAAUGGAUCCGCGGUGCUCAACUACGAGAAGGCAUAUACUUCCUUGUCGCUGUUGGCUCUUUUGCAGACCCCGAUGGCGCUCAUUCUGGACUCCAUUGCCGGCGUAGUCUCAGCGAUUGGAGCCUUGCAACGUAUAGGUGAAUAUCUAGCAAAGUCUACAGCCUACCCACGGGAGCUCCACUUCGACGGUGAUAGAAUGAAAGAGCUGGAACCGCCCACGUUGUCAUAUCCAGGAUGGGGCGAGAAAAAGAGAGACAUUAUUGUCUCUAUGCAUCACUUCAGUGCCGGAUGGAAUCCAAAUGGUCCUCUUAUCAUCAAAGAUCUCACAUUGGACAUUCAUUCUCCCGGUAUCAACUUUGUAGUUGGGCCUGUGGCAUGUGGGAAGACCACGCUGUUGCAUGCGAUUCUUGGGGAGACGAUUCGUAGCGAAGGACUACUCCAGGUGUCUGUUCCUAGGAUAAGCUACUGUAGCCAGACUCCGUGGAUUAGCAACGACACGAUCCGACAGAACAUUCUUGGAAUUGAGCCUUUCGUUCAACUGUGGUAUGACAAGGUGGUCGAAGCUUGCUCGUUGCGAGAGGACUUCAAGAUUCUUCCUUGCGGGGAUCAAGAGGUCAUCGGCAAUAGUGGGAUGAAUCUAAGCGGCGGCCAGAAAGCUCGACUGGGAAUUGCGCGGGCCAUCUAUGCGCGACACAAGCUCCUCCUUCUCGACGACGUCUUUAGCGGAUUGGAUGGAAAAACAGAGGAGCGCAUUUUUCAUAGUCUGUUUGGUGAGAACGGACUGCUGACGGAUGGAGGGACGACAGUCAUAUUGGCUACGAAUGCCGUGCAUCGAAUUGCAUAUGCGGAUAACAUUAUUGUGCUAGAUAACAAUGGGCGACUUGUGGAUGAAGGAACUUAUCAUGAAGUGAAUGCAAUGGCCAAACAAGUUUCAGUGGAAAUGCCACCGACUAACCCUCCAGUGAACACCGAUGGAUCAUGCAUAGACGCCGAACCAAGUCAACCGAGAGCACCUUCUGUGAUAGAACAGUGCCAGGGCAACGAGAGACGGACUGGUGACAUGACUGUUUACAAGUACUAUAUCAAGGCAGUUCACUAUUUGAAUGUGCUUGUCUUUGCUGCUGCAUGCAGUACUUUUGUCCUGGGACUUAGUAUGCCACAAUUCGUGGUGAAAUGGUGGCUGCAACGCAAUGAUGAGUACACUGUCACUCACCAUUCCCAAUACCUGGGGAUUUACGCUGGACUGGCUGGCCUCGCAAUUCUGUCCCUAGCCAUAGCUGCAUGGCAUCUGACUGAACACAUGCUUCCACGAGCCUCGACCCAAUUCCAUAGUAGUCUCCUCAACACUGUCUUGAAUGCACCCUUACGGCUUUUCUCCACCACGGACGUGGGGACCAUCAUUAAUCGGUUUGCACAGGACCUACAGCUGGCCGACAUGGAACUGCCUCUGGCACUUUUCAAUACCAUGGUAGAGCUCAUCAUGUGUCUGGCGCAAUUCAUCAUCAUUGCUGUAGCUUCCAAAUAUAUCGGGAUCGCGAUGCCCGCCCUGCUUGUGGUCUUCUACCUGGUCCAGAAGUUCUACCUUCGCACUGCCCGCCAGCUCCGACUCCUGGACAUCGAAGCAAAAGCCCCUCUGUUCUCCCGUUUCCUCGAAGUCCUGUCUGGACUGGUCACCAUUCGCGCCUUUGGGUGGCAGGAUGAAUUCGAGCGACGCAUUCGCAACGCCUUUGAUAUCUCUCAGAAACCGUUUUAUCUGCUCUUUUGCGUGCAGCGGUGGCUCAACCUCGUUCUUGAUUUGGUAGUGGCGUCCAUUGCCGUCACUGUGGUAGCUAUUGCCGUACGGAUGAAGGGGCAAGUCGAUGCAGGAUCCCUUGGCAUUGCCCUGGUCAAUAUCGUGCAGUUUAGCAUCAGUAUCAAAACAUUGCUGUCCAACUGGACGCAACUAGAGAUCUCGAUCGGGGCGGUGGCGCGUAUUCGCUCGUUUGCGAAGGACACUGUCUCAGCGGAUGAGCCGGAGCAUUCACAUUGCGAUCUUCCCCCUAUAUGGCCCCAAAGAGGACACAUUGAGUUCCAAAAUGUGACGGCCCGGUAUGAGGGCUCCUCGAACCCGGUGAUUAAAAACUUGAACCUGGUCAUUCGGAAUGAAGAGAAAAUUGCGCUCUGUGGGAGAAGUGGGAGCGGCAAAUCUUCCCUUGUCUCCGCUCUGUUUCGUCACCUACAUCUCUCGGAGGGUGCCAUCGUCAUUGAUGGGAUCGACAUCGACACCGUCCCUCGAGAGACUCUGUAUACCCGUCUUGUCUGCGUCACCCAGUCCCCUCAUCUCAUCUCCGGCACAAUCAGGGAGAACAUCGACCCGUCCAGUGCCGCUCCAGACGAGACUAUUGAGCAGGCACUCCGGGAGGUAAACCUCUGGGACACAGUGAAGACCCAUGGAGGGAUCAGCGUCCCCCUUUCCGAUGACCUCUUCAGUGUUGGACAGAAGCAGCUCCUGUGUCUUGCACGGGCGAUGGUGCGUGCCGGAUCGAUCCUGAUUCUGGACGAAGUCACAGCAAGCGUGGAUUGGGAAACAGAUCGCUUGGUGCAGCGGAUCAUUCGGGAGCACUUCAUGUCGCGCACCAUCAUUACCAUCGCACAUCGGAUUUCCACGAUUCUCGAUGCGGACCGGGUGGCCGUUAUUUCGGAAGGAGAGGUGAUCGAGGUCGGUGCACCGGCUGACUUACUGGCCAGAGAUCCUCCCAGCCAGUUUCGUGGGUACUACGAGGCGAGCGCCAUGCAGUAG
Messenger RNA from Aspergillus tanneri, 4326 nucleotides. RefSeq lists its product as uncharacterized. The record is from RefSeq and is a predicted model, not a curated record. Gene Ontology annotation, biological process: transmembrane transport. NCBI's taxonomy places the organism in Eukaryota, Fungi, Ascomycota, Eurotiomycetes, Eurotiales, Aspergillaceae. Gene Ontology annotation, molecular function: ATP binding; ABC-type transporter activity; ATP hydrolysis activity. Gene Ontology annotation, cellular component: membrane. The transcript is spliced from 10 exons. The coding region runs from base 1 to 4326 and encodes 1441 amino acids.